AGCUGUGUUUUCAAUAGUUAGAGUUUAUUCACAAGUACGAACUGAUGCUCUUCACUACUCUUCAGUUCAGUUUCACACAUCUUUCCGCUCACUCAGCUCACUUUUCUCAUACAUCUUUCCAUCACUUUCCCGAGAAAAAGAAGAAAAAUGUUAGCUGCUAAAACGCUAGUGAAAGUACCCCCAAAUCUCUCGUUUCUUUCAUCAUCAGAUUCAAAAUACCCCAAAUUCCCAAACUUCAAAAGCCCUAAUCUUUCUUCCCUUCGUCGAAAACCAAUCUCCGCCACUCUCUCCGUCGCCAACACAGCCACCACCCCAGGUCAGCUUCGUGUAGAUGUUCUCUCCGAGUCCCUCCCCUUCAUCCAGAAGUUUAGGGGAAAGACUAUUGUCGUCAAGUACGGCGGCGCCGCCAUGAAAUCGGAGUCGCUCCAGGCCUCGGUCGUGAACGACCUCGUUUUACUCUCCUGCGUCGGACUCCGGCCUGUCCUGGUCCACGGAGGCGGACCCGAGAUCAAUCUCUGGCUCAAACGGCUUAACAUCGAGGUUAACUUCCACGAUGGCCUCCGAGUAACCGACGACAAGACAAUGGAGAUUGUCUCUAUGGUCUUGGCCGGAAAAGUGAACAAAGGCUUAGUGUCUCUGAUCAACCAAGCUGGGGCCAAAGCCAUUGGGCUCUGUGGCACUGACGGACGGGUCGUCACGGCUAGGCCAGCUGCCAACGCUGCUAAAUUGGGGUUUGUGGGAGAGGUUGCCCGGGUUGAUCCGACCAUACUCUGGUCCAUAAUCAACGACGGCCACAUUCCCGUGAUUGCUUCAGUGGCUUCUGAUGAAUUCGGGCAGCAGUACAACAUCAAUGCUGACACGGUUGCUGGAGAAUUGGCGGCCGCAUUGGGUGCUGAGAAGCUGAUUUUGUUGACCGAUGUGGCUGGGAUUCUAGAAGACAGGGACGACCCCAGUAGCUUAGUAAAGGAGGUUGAUAUAAGAAGGGUGAAGCAGAUGAUGGAAGAGGGGAAAAUUGCAGGUGGAAUGAUUCCUAAGGUGAAUUGUUGCGUGCGUUCUUUGGCGCAAGGAGUGAGGACCGCGAGUAUCAUCGAUGGAAGAUUGCCACACUCGCUAUUGCUCGAGAUUUUGACUGAUGAAGGAGCUGGGACAAUGAUCACCGAUAAAUAAAUCCCAUGGGAAAGAGAGAUUUCUCGCCCUGCCACCAAUAAAAAAUACGCAGAGAUGAGAGCGCGAAUGGAGAUGGGAGCACUCCCCGCUCAUUACCCGUCACAUUUACACUUUGAUUAGGCUAACUUAAAAUUAUGCGAACUCUUGAAUUUUGGCUGAGUAAUGAUGUGUGCACAGCAAUUGUUUUUUGGUAUUAAAUUAUUGAGUUGGGUUGGUCCUGUGAUCCAUGGAGCCUGUAAAGUAUUUUAAGGGAAUAGAUGAGCUGAGUUGAAUUGCCAUGAAAAUUGUGUUGGUUAGUAAUUGUGAAAGUGGCUUUGAUGUAAAUGGAAGAUAAUAGUUUAUUCA
Molecule: messenger RNA, 1512 nt
Organism: Cannabis sativa
Lineage: Eukaryota; Viridiplantae; Streptophyta; Magnoliopsida; Rosales; Cannabaceae
Exons: 2
Coding region: 148-1167 (339 amino acids)
Biological process (GO): L-arginine biosynthetic process
Cellular component (GO): cytoplasm; chloroplast thylakoid
Molecular function (GO): ATP binding; acetylglutamate kinase activity; arginine binding
Source: RefSeq, a predicted model, not a curated record